This is a messenger RNA of Rhizophagus irregularis DAOM 181602=DAOM 197198, 444 nucleotides long. The record is from RefSeq and is a predicted model, not a curated record. NCBI's taxonomy places the organism in Eukaryota, Fungi, Glomeromycota, Glomeromycetes, Glomerales, Glomeraceae.
AUGAAGAAACUUUCCAUGAAUGAGUUCUAUGAGAUUAUUUCAGAGCCUAUUGUGUUAAACGAACUAAAAAUAGUGCAACAUACAGAAUUACCCGAGGUGGACGAUGAAUUGUCAGUGUCACUACGGAUGAGACUUAAGAGUCAUCAUUCUGGCUGGGCCGGUAUAUUUCAAAAAGGUAUCGAAACAGAAGGGAAUUUUAAUCGUACGCCUGGACUAUUCCUAUUUGCAAACAAUUCCAGAUUACAUCCUCGCUUCACGGGCAGCUGGAAUAAUAAUGCAGGAAUUGAAGCAGUUACGGAUGGACUUUUGUUAAAUAAAUGGUAUCACAUAACUUAUACACUUUCCGAUCAUGAAAAAAGAAUGGAUAUCUACAUAAAUGGUGUAUGGACCGCAUUCUAUGCCAUCGAAAAUGUUCAAAUGCAUAAAGUUAAGUUUAAUGAGUGA